AUGGCCUCCGCAAACCUCAACUUUAUCACCUUCAACCAGGAUCACAGCUGCCUGGCUGUCGGCACCUCCAAGGGCUUUCGAAUCUAUCAUACCGAUCCCUUCUCCAAGAUCUUCAGCAGCGACGAUGGCAAUGUCUCCAUCAUCGAGAUGCUCUUCUCCACCUCUCUUGUCGCCCUGGUCCUGUCUCCGCGACAUCUCAUCAUCCAGAACACAAAGAGGGCAUCCGUUAUAUGCGAGCUCACCUUCCGCUCUGCUGUCCUCGCCGUCCGUCUGAACCGCCGCCGCCUGGCCGUCAUCCUCGAGGAGGAGAUAUAUCUGUACGACAUCGCCAACAUGACAUUGCUCUAUGUCAUCACCACCUCUCCGAACCCGACUGCCAUAUGCGCGCUGUCACCCUCGUCCGAGAACUGCUACGUCGCCUACCCCUUGCCAAAGCCCAGGGAAGACACAGGUGAGAGGCGCCCAGCUCACGCGCCUCCUCUUUCCACCUACGUGCCCCCUACCUCUGGCGAGGUUUUGAUCUUUGACACCAUAACGCUCAAGGCCGUCAACGUCAUCGAGGCUCACCGCUCGCCCCUCUCCUGCAUAGCCCUCAACAGCGACGGGACCCUGUUGGCCACCGCAUCCGAGACAGGCACUAUCAUCCGUGUUUUCUCCGUGCCCCGUGGCCAGAAGCUAUACCAGUUCCGUCGUGGUACAUACCCGUCCACAAUCUACAGCAUGUCGUUCAAUUUGAGCUCGACUUUGCUUUGUGUCUCCUCGACGUCUGACACUGUCCAUAUAUUCCGGCUAUCCAGUCCAGGUCCGCAGGCCGGGGCUGGUCCAAGUGGUUUUACAGGCGCCGCAGAAACCGCAGAACAGACGCCAUCGCCACGUGCGGAUCGAUGGUCCCGGUCCCGGUCUCGCAGCUACGACAGUGGGAACGACUCGCCUGGUAGCGCAACAGGGUCGCCGCGCAGCGAUGCGGCUGAGCUUGCAGGAUCCUCGGCCAACAAUGGCCCGGGCACGACAAGUACCCCUGCGAACCGGCGGCAAAGUGGUUCAUUCAGUAGCAUGUUGCGGCGGUCUUCCCAGCUGAUGGGCCGUAGCGUCGCCGGCGUUGUUGGUUCCUACCUGCCGCAGACUGUGACAGAGAUGUGGGAGCCCAUGCGCGAUUUCGCCUACAUCAAGCUGCCCAAGGUAUCUUCGGCCACGUCGCCCAAUAAAACGCCCGCCAACACCGGGCCUGCAGGGCUGAUGUUUCCCAACGGGCCGCUGCGGAGUGUUGUGGCAAUGAGCAGCAGUAGCCCACAGGUAAUGGUCGUGACCAGUGAUGGCGGCUUCUAUGUUUUCAAUAUAGAUAUGGAGCAUGGAGGCGAAGGAUACCUGGUUCGCCAAUUCUCAGUGCUCGAGGGGGAUGAUAAGCUAGAUGGGUCCUUCAAUCCGUAA
Molecule: messenger RNA, 1428 nt
Organism: Diaporthe batatas
Lineage: Eukaryota; Fungi; Ascomycota; Sordariomycetes; Diaporthales; Diaporthaceae
Exons: 4
Coding region: 1-1428 (475 amino acids)
Biological process (GO): autophagy of mitochondrion; nucleophagy; protein lipidation
Cellular component (GO): phagophore assembly site membrane; fungal-type vacuole membrane; extrinsic component of membrane
Molecular function (GO): phosphatidylinositol-3,5-bisphosphate binding; phosphatidylinositol-3-phosphate binding; protein binding
Source: RefSeq, a predicted model, not a curated record